Rotaria socialis is the source of this 2745-nucleotide messenger RNA. Lineage: Eukaryota; Metazoa; Rotifera; Eurotatoria; Philodinida; Philodinidae. The record is from the annotation of a GenBank genome assembly.
AUGACUUCAUGGUCUGGUAUUGUUUCUACAUGUAAAUCUGCUUAUAAUAGGAUCAAUCCGUGCGCACUUACCGGUGCAAUUGACGUUAUUGUUGUCAAACAAGAAGAUGAAACCCUGCAAUGUACUCCGUUUCAUGUUUGUUUUGGUAAAUUAAGUGUUCUAACAAAUCAACAAAAUAACGUAUAUAUCACUAUAAAUGGUAGGUCCAUUGAACAUUUAUCUAUGAAAUUGGGCGAGACUGGACAAGCUCUGUUUAUUACCGAAGAAGAGACUACUACACAAUGGCUUCCAUUAAAUCAUGAUUCAGAACUAUCGAAUAAUAAUACAUUGCCUAAAUCUGAUACUGCUGUAUUAAACAACUCUAAUCCUCAAUUAUCCGAAAUCAACUUUUCCCCUCAAAUCAUUAAUAACCAGUUUGAUGAAGAAAAAAACUCCUAUGAAAACAAUGAACCAAUAGAUCAUCAUGAACAAAGUUCGAAAGAUUUAAAACAAGAACUUGAGAAAAUGUUAUUUUCAAAUGAACAUCAAUUACCUAGGCGUCAACGUCUUUCAACAUCUAUAUCUAUGGAUGAUACUCUGUCAGAUAACAGAAAUGUCUCUAUACCCUCGACACGUCGAGACAAUGUAAAUGGAAAUGAUUUACUUUUAUUUCCAAUUGAUGAUGAAAAACAAUCAUCAUUGUCUACUCCAAGCGUUGAUGCACAUAGGCAAAAAACCUUACCGUCCAUUCCAUCUAAAGCAUCGAAUGAAAUGGAUCAUAGUGAUGGCUAUAUAAGUUGUUUAGAAGAUAGUAUUGAUGGUAAUGAAAAUGAUCAGAGACCUACAAGACUGUUAUCAAUUCCAAUUCCAAUUGAACAAAAUCCAGCAAAAAAUGAUACAUCAUCCACGACAGAUGAAUCGAAUUUAUUAACUAAUACAACUGUGUCUCAAUCUGCAUCAAUAACAAUUAAUGAAAAUCAUUUUUCAAUUCAGAUGAAUCAACCAAGCAAUUCAACUACGUUUUAUUUAGAUGACAAUUGUUCACCGACAUCAUCAUCAUCAUUGGAACAUGCUAGAUCACCUCAGCCGAAUGGUCCACAAUGCGAUGCAGAAUAUGAAACAGAAAAAUCACCUCAACAAUUAGUAACAGAUAAUCGAAAACGUUCGAGAUGGCUCUGGGACUGGGGUGAACUUCCUAAACAAACAUUGAGUAUGCUUAGAAAUUUUUCUACAGGAUCAUUAAAAAGAAGUACAUCUCAACAAAAAAUUCAACGAAACAAUAUAAUAGUUGAUAAAUGUGAUGAUCGUUCAUCGUAUGCAACUACAAUCAAUUCUCAACAAAAUCAGUCAAUAAUUUCGAACGAUGAUAAUGCAGAAUUAGAAGCUGAUAAUUCUUCAAUAACACAAUCGUCAGUUCAAGAAUACGAAACUCUCUGUCUUGAUGAUGUAAAAUUUUCAUUAUGUGGAAAUGUCGAUAAACUAUCAUCAAUUACAGAUGAUUUAUUCAAUGCAAAACUCAUUCCAUAUGAAAAAUUUGCUAGUAAUCCAUUGAUCAGCAAUGAUCCUCAAUUAGUUGUAUGCAUGUGCGGAAAAUUUUACAGUGGAAGUACAGCUAGAGAACUUAUGGUAUCGACGAUUGCCUACCGUAAAUCAUUGUCUUCUAAAAUAGUUGAACGAUUGCCAAAAGACCCUAUCACACAAUCUAUAGUCCGUACAAUGAGUGGCAUUAAUGGGUGGCUAUUUCCAAGAAAAAACAUUGAUGUAAAAACUGAAAAUGUUCCAUCGGUGGAUAAAUCUGAAGUCAUUCCAACUAUAUUACAAAAUCAAAAUUUGAUUAAAAAAGAGACUAAUGAUGGUGAGAAAGAAGAUCAUAACGGGGGAAAAUUAAUACCUACGUCAAGAUUAAAAAAAACUAUGAUUCUUACAUCUGAUCAAUUAAAACAAUUGAAUCUUAACGAGGGUGUGAAUACAGUUGCAUUUAGUGUUACAACAGCCGGUCAAGGUACAACAAUAGUUGAAGCAAAUAUAUUCGUUUUUGAUCAUAAAACAAAAUUUGUUAUAUCGGAUAUUGAUGGUACUAUUACAAAAUCUGAUAUCAUAGGUCAUAUUUUUUCAUUAUUUGGUCGAGACUGGUCACAUAAUGAUAUAGCACAAUUUUUUCAAGCUAUUCAAAACAAUAGCUAUCAACUUAUUUAUUUAUCUUCUCGUGCUAUUGGACAAAGUCGUGUAACAAGAAAUGUUUUACGCAGUGUUGAGCAAUCCGGUUUUGCAUUACCGCUUGGCCCAUUACUUAUUUCACCUGAUGGAUUAAUGGCUGCAUUGUAUAGAGAAGUUGUUGUACGGAUAUCUGAAGAAUUUAAAAUUGAAUGUUUAAAAAGUAUUGCAAGUUUAUUUCAAGGCAAAAAUCCAUUUUAUGCUGGAUUUGGCAAUCGACCUAAUGAUGUAGUGGCGUAUAAAGCUGUUGGAAUACCAGAAACUCGUAUAUUUACAAUAAACCCUAGCAGUGAAAUUGCUAGAGGAGCAAUAUCUGAAGCGUAUCCUACUUCAUACAAAAGUUUGCAUGAUAUAGUGGAUGAAAUAUUUCCUCCAAUGGAUUCAUUUUCUGGAAGUGAAUCCUAUUCAUCAUUUACAUAUUGGCGUGAACAACCAACAAUGGAUACAUUCGAAGAUGAAAUGCGUAAAAAUCUAGAAGACAUCAAGGUACGAGAAAAGUCUAAAGGCAAAGGAUCAACAAAACAAAAAAAGGAUGUUUCACGAAAAACAUGA